UACCGUUUAUAAUUGCCCAGACUAAUAUAAAACAAAAAAAAAGAAAAUAUAUUGUGUCGUUAAACGUUAAUAAUUUAUAAAAUCUUACAAUUUAACCGAUGAAAUUAUAUUUUUAGCUCAGAAGCAUAGUAUAAUUAAUAAUCCAAACCAAGAAAGAGCUUGAUAAUCAGCAGGAAGUGACAUCAUAAAAACGUUGGCGGUUGGAGUUGCGUCUGGUGGCUAGUGAUGGUGAAGCGCUGGGCGUGAUGUCGAAUGUGGAGAAUGUGUGCCCGCAGGUGCUACGCGGCGUGGCGCGCGAAUUACGGCGGUUGGCUGCCAACCCACCUGCUGGGAUCAAGCUGCUGCUGCGUGACGACGACCUCACCGACGUUGUAGCCCUCGUCGACGGACCCGCAGAGACACCUUACGCUGGUGGCGUUUUCCGGGUGCGGCUGGUCUUAGGCAGAGAGUUCCCAACCGUGCCGCCACGCGCGUACUUCCUCACGCGUGUCUUCCACCCUAACGUGUCAUCUGUUGGUGAGGUCUGUGUGAACACACUGAAGCGCGACUGGCGUCCGGAACUAGGGCUUGAGCACGCACUACUCGCAGUCAAGUGCCUACUCAUUGCGCCCAAUCCUGAUUCAGCGCUAAAUGCUGACGCGGCAGCGUUACUCCGCGAUAGGUACGACGAUUACUUCGCUCGAGCAAAGCUCUAUACCGAUAUUCACGCGCGUCCAGACGCGGCCUCUGGCCCAGCGCACGCCUCUGCAGCAAGCGAACCUUCUGACGCUGCCCCCCGAGCGAAGCGUGAGCGCCGAACCCAACCACCUCUCGCCAAAGACAAGAGACGCAUCCUCAAAAGAUUAUGAGCAUCCCACAUAGCAUUAACUAUAAUUAGGUGUGUAAAAUAUUUGAUUUAAUUUUAUUUAAGUUAAUAAUAAAUGAUGAAGCGAU
This is a messenger RNA of Pieris brassicae (large cabbage white), 933 nucleotides long. RefSeq names its product ubiquitin-conjugating enzyme E2 S. The record is from RefSeq and is a predicted model, not a curated record. The transcript is spliced from 2 exons. Bases 246 to 848 code for a protein of 200 amino acids. Lineage: Eukaryota; Metazoa; Arthropoda; Insecta; Lepidoptera; Pieridae.